Pteronotus mesoamericanus is the source of this 11244-nucleotide messenger RNA. It is a transcript of the gene SLC24A2, whose product is annotated as solute carrier family 24 member 2. Gene Ontology annotation, biological process: intracellular calcium ion homeostasis; calcium ion transmembrane transport. The transcript has 11 exons. NCBI's taxonomy places the organism in Eukaryota, Metazoa, Chordata, Mammalia, Chiroptera, Mormoopidae. The coding region runs from base 253 to 2250 and encodes 665 amino acids. The record is from RefSeq and is a predicted model, not a curated record. Gene Ontology annotation, molecular function: calcium, potassium:sodium antiporter activity; calcium channel activity. Gene Ontology annotation, cellular component: plasma membrane.
CCCGGGCCUCGGAGUGGUAGAGGGCUGGGGAAGGCGGUGGACCGGAGCGCGGACAGCGCUAGGACCCCUGCCGCGUGCGCGUCCUCCUGUCGAUUCCGUGUAAAUGUCAAAAGUAUUCCCCGUGAAGCACAGGAAUCCCUGACUGUGGAAGUGCCUCACAAACACCAUUGACUAUAAAGCAAGGCAGAGUAUGAAAGAACCAUCUGGUUGAUCUUACAAUUGGAAGACCACCACAUCACCAGAAGACCCAGGAUGGAUCUCCACCAAAGCACCACCAUCACUUUCCUAGAGAAAUGGUGUUCAGAUAAGUCACCAUCUGGCUGCAGGAAACAUUAUAAUGUCAGGAAGAAACUGAAGUUAGUUCGAAUCUUAGGUCUUUUCAUGGGCCUGGUAGCCAUCAGCACUGUCCCAUUUUCAAUCAGUGCCUUUUCUGAGACAGAGACACAGAGUACAGGAGAGGCCAGAGGUGCAAAGGGCCCUAAGGUAGCACAUGGUUACCUUCAGAGAACUCUCUUAGAUUUAAAUGACAAGAUUCGGGAUUAUACUCCACAGCCACCUCCUUCUCAGGAAGACAAAGAUGAGAAUAGCACAGAUCAUGACCAAGGAAACUACCCAAGAGACAUCUUUUCCCUCGAGCAGCGAAGAAAAGGCGCCAUUGUUCUCCAUAUCAUUGGUAUGAUCUACAUGUUCAUAGCCUUAGCCAUUGUCUGCGAUGAGUUCUUUGUUCCUUCUCUGACUGUCAUCACUGAAAAACUGGGCAUCUCUGAUGAUGUUGCUGGAGCCACCUUUAUGGCUGCGGGCGGCUCAGCCCCAGAACUUUUCACAUCUCUCAUAGGGGUGUUUAUUGCCCAUAGCAAUGUGGGCAUAGGCACCAUUGUGGGCUCAGCAGUGUUCAAUAUCCUCUUUGUUAUCGGCAUGUGUGCUCUGUUUUCUAGAGAAAUCUUGAAUCUGACAUGGUGGCCACUCUUUCGGGAUGUGUCCUUCUACAUCAUUGACUUGAUCAUGCUGAUCAUAUUUUUCCUGGAUAAUGUCAUCAUGUGGUGGGAAAGCUUGCUUCUCUUAACAGCUUACUUUGCCUAUGUGGUUUUCAUGAAAUUCAACGUCCAAGUAGAAAGAUGGGUGAAGCAAAUGAUAAAUUGCAAUAAAGUCGUCAAGGUGACAGCACCAGAGGCCCAAGCAAAGUCAUCUACAACCAGGGACAAGGAUGAACCGACAGUGCCGACGAAGCCACGUCUCCAGCGAGGUGGAAGCUCUGCCUCCCUCCACAACAGUCUCAUGAGGAACAGCAUCUUCCAGCUCAUGAUACACACCCUUGACCCACUUGCUGAAGAACUUGGAUCAUAUGGAAAACUAAAAUAUUAUGACACAAUGACUGAAGAAGGGAGGUUCAGAGAAAAGGCUUCAAUCCUCCACAAGAUUGCCAAGAAGAAAUGCCAGGUGGAUGAGAACGAAAGGCAGAACGGGGCUGCCAAUCACGUGGAAAAAAUCGAGCUCCCGAACAGCACCAGCACAGAAGUUGAAAUGACGCCAUCCAGUGAAGCUUCGGAACCUGUACAAAAUGGAAAUCUCUCCCACAACAUUGAGGCCGCAGAAGCCCAGCAGCCCACAGAAACAGGUGAUGAUGAGGAAGACCAGCCUCUCAGCCUGGCCUGGCCUUCCAACCCCCGCAAGCAAGUCACCUUCCUCAUUGUUCUCCCCAUAGUGUUUCCCCUCUGGGUGACCUUACCUGAUGUCCGCAAACCUUCAGCAAGGAAGUUUUUUCCCAUCACGUUCUUUGGCGCCAUCACCUGGAUCGCAAUAUUCUCUUACUUAAUGGUUUGGUGGGCACACCAGGUUGGAGAGACAAUUGGCAUUAGUGAGGAGAUUAUGGGUCUGACCAUCUUGGCUGCUGGGACCUCCAUUCCUGAUCUCAUCACCAGUGUCAUAGUGGCCCGGAAGGGGCUUGGGGACAUGGCUGUAUCCAGCUCUGUUGGAAGCAAUAUUUUUGACAUCACCGUAGGGCUCCCACUGCCCUGGCUCCUGUACACCACCAUUCACAGGUUCCAGCCUGUGGCCGUCAGCAGCAACGGCCUCUUCUGCGCCAUUGUCCUCCUCUUCAUCAUGCUGCUCUUCGUCAUCCUCUCCAUCGCCCUCUGCAGAUGGCGGAUGAACAAAGUGCUGGGCUUCAUCAUGUUUGGCCUCUACUUCGUGUUCCUUGUGAUCAGCGUCCUCCUGGAAGAUAGAAUUCUUGUGUGCCCGGUCUCCAUCUAGCACAAAAAGCCAUAUCUUGAUGGUUCCUCCCCACUCUGGGCUCUAUACUCUUUGACAUCUGGAAGAGAGGCAGCUGGCACACAGCGCCAGGCAUGCAGUGUCCCUCCUUGGCAGACAUGAGGAGGGGUGGACUCCCAAUGGACAUGCUCACUUCACAUGCUACGUCCAUCUGGCCUAGUGACAUGGCUUCACGCAAGAGACAGGGGACUGUCCAUCUGAGGCUUCUCUCCACUCACCGUUGACAGGUACUCCUCGCUGGUCGGAGGUACAUUUGUUGUAAUGAUGCAAACGAUGACAGAGGCUGUGUAUAUACAUAUAAAAUAUACAUAAUAUAAAUAGAUGCACAUGAACAUGUCCUGCCUGUUCCUGUACUAUACCCCUCCUUCCACGUCUAUAGAGUAAUACAGACCUGUAUACAAAUACAAAGAAAGAAACAUUAUAUAUUUAAAAUUAUAUAUAUAUAUAUAAAUACGAAUGCAUCUUUUCAGGGAUAGCUCUAGUAUAUUUAUAAUACCUAUUUGAAGAAGGGCAUCAACCUUCUGCCUGAGCUUUACCCCUUAAGUGCAAGAGGUAAACUAAUGAAAUCAUUGCUGUGACCUUCAGCCUACCUUGGACUUACUGGGAUCCUGCUUGGUAAGGUGGAUGUUUUAGGGAAGGAAACAGGGUUCAGGAGAGAGGGCUGGGUGGAGAGGGGCUGUAGGGCCCUGAGCUGAGCCCUCCAAAACAUUUCCACACAGGGAAGACUCUCUGCCCAUCCCCACUGGAGUACACUCACCAAACCCCACAGGGUUACUUGGGGUAGACAGAGGUAAAACCCCGACUGGGUCAAUACUGGUCGGGGGCAAAGGGAAGUAACCAGGGUUGGGUUUAUUUGGGGUUUUUAUGAAUAUAUAUAUCGCCCCAGCAUGCAAGUAGAAACUAUUAUUGCAAACCAAAUUAGCACUCUUCUAGGACAGCGAGACUAUGUAAACUGAACCUAUAUUGUGCCAAUGCAUGUCUCAUUAUCAUCAAAAGAAGGGAGGCAAGAUUAGCUGUGAUUGUCAUUUAGAUGUAUUUCGAUGCUAAGGGCUCACAUAUGAUCAAUAUGCUGUCAAAAGAGCCUGGAUAUAUAACAAGAAAUUCCAUCUAGUAGAAGCGCUUAGUGAGACUUGCCACCCAAAGGGAAUGUAAGGGCAUAGUUCUUUAAAGCACCCUCCAGUGGGGUCAUAAAGGGCUGCAGUGUCUGAAGAAAUCAUUAUUCCUUAAAUAGAACUUAACUGACUCCAAUCAAUACUGCGUGGGCUGAGGCAGCCUAGAGAUGUUUGGAAAGGCAUUUGCACAACAGGAAGUUUUCUGAAUCCUAUGUCUAGUGAUGCCAAGACCAGGAUGUAGCUAAAGUUCAUGCAACAGCCAUAUCUCUCCUGCAAUCAGGACCCCAUCUGGGACUCUUUCUAGCUUACAAAGUACACUGGAAACUAUACUCAACAGCUUCUUUACGUUAGCUUCGAGCCAGUCACUCCAAGGUUUUGAUUUUCUGACUUUGUUCAGCCGUCAUCGGAUAUUUCCAUUCCAUUCAUUCAGUGCCCCCAAGUUCUGUUUGACUGACACCUUUAGAUUUCUUCGAUCUAUGUGAAUAGAAAAUAAAACCAGCAGGGGAGAAAAACAGGCAAACUAAAUUGAUGAAAAAUUCAUAGUCUUUUAUUUCCCCAAGUUAUACUUUCCCUAAAAUUAGUUGAAAAAGUAGAGGAUGGCUCAUUGUUUGGUGCUCGUCCUACAAAGUUGGCACACACCAUGUAUGAGGAGCUAUACUGUAUGCAUUCCUGUCUCUGGUAUGUUGUGUCACUGAUGCUUCUAUGACUGUUGUGAGCACAUACCUCCUAACAGGGCGAAAGGAUGCAGAACUCACAGCUGAAAAAAAGAGGAAGGGACACCUGACAGCCCCAGAUCAAGCUCAGUACUUGUUCCACAAAACCUCAACUCACCCCGCAGAGCAUGACAGUAAUAGUCAGUGCCCAUCACUGCUCUUCACCCACAAGCAAAAAAGCACUUUUAAGGGGAGGCCCACUGGGGAGGCAGGAAGUCAAAGUGGCACCACCAGGAGACUGGCUUGCAAGCAAGUCUCUCCAACUUUGCAAAGACUGGUUUUCAGUUGUGUGGGAGAAACCAGAGUCUCAUUCAGACAGGGCAAAUUUUGUAUUGAGGCAAGAAUGUGUGCCAGUUCCUUUGACUGAAAGAGAAUGAGUAAGUGAACUUUUAAUUAAAAACUCUGCUUGUUUUCCCUGUGCAUGACUUGAAGGGAAGCAGAGUUGGUUAUUACAUGAAUAUGUAUUACUGACUGGUUUGUUAUUUGAAAGAAGGUUUGAAGAGAUGACUUGGACUCCACUACAGACAGACUGUAUAAAACCAGAAAGGACAAGGGAGGUUGAGUGCAGCCCUAUUCUUCCUCCAGCACUUCCUGAUACGCCCCCUGCCUCCUCACUUCUUUGUAUUAAUUCCCAGAUCACAGCCAACACUCAUCCAAGCAGCCAUGGAGCCUAUUUCCUGGCCUGGGAGCCCCAUGCAUAGGGACUGCUGUGGUCAUUAAUGAAAAUCUGUACUUGAGAAAGCAAUACUUCAAGGCCCAGUUCCCAUGUCAAUGAUGCGCACUGAGCAUGACAUACGACUGCAGUGUCCCCCGCGGGCUGGUAUGCAGGCACCUUCUCCCGGCCACUGUGUGCCCUGCCUUUCCCCUCAUUAUGUGCCUGUGAGGUUCUGUGCUCGGCUAGGAUAAAUCUGGAGAGAAGUGCCUGGGACACAGCAGUAGAUCUUUAAAGGCAUUAAGAUCAUUAACAUAAGAAAAGAUUUUCCACAUCAUAGUUUCUUUCCUAAGCAGGUCACCUCUAAUGCCCUUUCUGCAUGCCUGUGUUUAUACAUAUAUAAAUAUAUAGCUUUAUACCAGAUCUACAUGUACAUACACAAAAUCACCUAAAUCAUCACCCUCUGACCCAAUCACAUUCAGGAUUCAGAAGCAGGAAGCAUCAAGUUUGCCACAGUGAAGGAAAAGGAGUUGUGCUCACCAACAACCAAAGGGGACAUUUCUCCCUGGCCUCAUAGGGUUUGUUCUGUGCAUAUGUGCUUACCAAGAUACAUAUGUACCCACCCCAUAUAUUUUCCCACCCCUUGAAUAUAGAUUUACAGCCUUACAGAAAUGGUCAGCCAUAGCCCUAAUGCUGGAGAGGCAAAAAAUACACAACAGAAAAGUAUAGGGAGAAAAAUUUGGACCGCAGAUACUCUCUUUACUUCCCUGGAGCAGGGUAUAAAAUAUUAUCAAAAAUUCAAGAGCCACCUUCUUACUGCUCACUCUAAAAUAAAUUAGCUGCACCCAAUUGGUUCCAUUUACCCACAGCAAACCAAGCAGGUCUUGCUUGCUGUCACCUUCCCUGCCACCCUGGGCAGCCUCAGAACAGGGGAAUGCCCAAACAGAACCUUCUCAGUUGCAUCCGGGAAUGCCCGUGCUGAGUCCAGCUGCCCUCUGAGCCUGCCUAGUUCCUGAAGAACUGGAGCUGCAGAUUAAAGGUGUUUAUGCAGCCUCCCAGGCUGUACAUAAGCCAAGCCAAGCAGGACAGAUCAGCAGAGCAUGGUACCUGUGCAGGGAAUAAGAGGCAGGGUUGUUUAUCAAUUUGGCAGAUGCAGAAGAAUAUCCUAAAGCCUUUUCAGAAGAUUAUAAAAGAGUCAGGGACUGUUUCAUAUUCAGAAAAAAAAUGCUUUGUAAGACUUCUAACAGGUGUCACCUGACAAGGGCCAUUAUUAUUUACUUUCUAGGGAAGACAUGAAUCAGGUGGUUUUGAGCCUUUUCAGCAAAACACAGCUGCCUCGCUGAUGAGACGUUUGAUAAUAUUAAUGUACAUCCAUUCCUGGGCAGCGAGAGAGUUGGCAAACUAUCGACCAUUGCUCACAGCUCUUAAAUUGUCUCUUCCGUAAUAGUGAGAUAGGAGAUGAGCUCUGUAGCGGAGCCCGCCUCCCACAGCACCUUAAGAGAAAGCUGACCACAGGAACGACAAGAGAUAGACCUGUUGGUCAGGCAGACAGUUGGAGGAGAUAGGACUUCUGUUGAGUGUUCUGCUGGAAUUACUGCCUUGGAAUAUCUGACAUGGGUCUGAUGACCUAUAUGAAUACAAGCAUUUCAAAAAACUUUAGUAUGCUUUAUUCCUUGCAUCUAUGAACACACACACACACACACACACACACACACACACACACACACACAAGAUUAUGAGGAUGCCAUACUUCCUUGCCCCUGGACUGCUUUUUACUCUAUGAAUUAAGUGGCCAUAUUAUAUGAGGCAUCUCUGUUCCAAAAAAAAAUAAAGGGAAAAUAUUCUCAGGGUGAUUUCCAGAGAAAUCAACUAUCUCCUGAAAGCUCAUUGAAGGAGCUAAUGCUCAUUCUUGCUAAGCCAGAUCUCCCAUUACCACCUCGCUUGAUAUUUUUAAGAGACACACUCUCAACUCUAAUAGCUGCCUCAGCAAUAUUGUCUUCAAUUAGGGCUUGUCAUUAAGAGAGAGUUCGUAGAGGGUGGGAGAAAGAAUAAGGAAAGGAAAGAAAGGAGAAAUUAAUUUACUUUUACUGGGGUUCCCAAGAAAGCAAGUGUCACAUUGAUAUAUAUCCCUAUGUAGUUUAAAAUAAUUACAAAAGUCAUGCUUUUUUUUUAACCAAUUAGAAGAGAGCCUAUAUAGAUCUAUGUCCCAGAUAAAAAAAUGUUUCCCUUUUCAAGAAGGCCUUGGGAAAGAUAGGUAAUAUGCCCCUGGUUCACUGUCUAUUUAGCUUUAGCUUCUUGCCUCUGGAUUGUUGUGUUUCUUUUUCAAUCUCAUAGCUUCACAUUAUUUGAAAUGUAUAGCAGACAAGAAAAGCAAUAAAGAGCACACUCAUAGCCAGCUAACCUUCAUUGUUUAGUAUUACAUCAUCACGGUAUUUCUUUCACUUUGCCAUGCGGCGAAUGGAGAAUUUGGACAUCUGUAGAAAUCAUAGGCAAACCCGUGUUUGCUAUGGAAGUAAUGCGUGCUUUCCACUGAGGCCACCCUUAAUCUGUGUGCUGUCAUUUUAUAUGCCUUCCUACACACAGAGGAUCAGCCUUGCUCAGAACCACCUGAAUUUCAGCAGCCUUUGACCUGACUAGCGACAAUUUUCUUUCAAAAGAGAGACAAAGAGCUAUGCAGCACAAACCAAUCCACAAGCCAGCCGGUUUUUUAGAGACAAAAAUGACCCUGUCAUUAUGACUGGAUAGACAACUAUGUUCAAAUGGGUGAGAGACUGUGCAGCAUCAAAUUAUCUGAGCUGAAGUACUUUCACUAAAUGAUUGAUGAACAGACUGGAGCCCUAUAAAUAAUUUUUUAAAAAACAGAUAAAUAUCUAAGUCUAAUGGAGGGUCAUGAGAUUUGCAUGGAACUUGCUAAAGGUUUGCUUCUGUUCAAAGAGUCUGUCCAAUGGAUAGCCCUAAUCUAAAGGAGAGCCCUUUUGUGGGAAAGGAGUCCUAGCAUAGCUGUCCCUGCUGAAGCCUAGCCCGUCGACUACCAACAUUAACAACCAUCAGUAUCAGAAAAGUCUCCUUCUAGGUGAAGCCAAGCCCUUCACAUUGAUGACUUAGCCUAUUUUUUUCUCUUUGGCAGAAAAGAAGUGCAUCUGGGCACUCUUUUCUAUUUACCCUGACAUAGUUAGGAGUUACCACUUUGUGACUCCUUAUUUUCAGCAAAAGUAUCUUUAGACGUUUACUUCUGUGUCAUUUUUCCUGACCUUCUUAAUAAUUUUUACAGAUGUCUACUAAGCCUUUUUAAAUGCUUAUGUUGUGCCUUGGCUGGUGUGGCUCAGUGGAUUGCACGCUGGCCUGUGAACUGAAAGGUUUCCAGUUUGAUUCCCAGUCAGGGCACAUGCCUGGGUGGCAGGCCAGGUCCCCUGUUGGGGGUGUGCAAUCGAUGUUUCUCUCCCUCUCCUUCUCCCUCACCUCCUCUCUUUCUAAAAAUAAAUAAAUAAUUUUUUAAAAGAAAAAUACUUUAUGUUGCUCUUAAAUUAUGGAACCCUAUGGCUAAUCAUGACACAAGUAUAACAUCCUGAACACAGAUGAACUAAAGCCUCAAACCUAACACUUUGCUCCCUUUUUGUGGUCCCCUCUGUAGCUCUUACCUUUUAGGGAGUCAUACUUCAUUGCUAAUUCAUGCUAAUCUCAUGCUCCCUAUGACUCUUUAUCAUUCUUCUAACACAUCUGGAUGAAGCCAGUACAUUUCUCAGUUUGCCCCAAUGCCAUUUGAAUGGGUGUCUUACCAACUAUAAGCCGCUUGGCCUUAUAAAAUCUCAGCCUGCUUAUUUCUAACGCCAUGUCCAGUUUUCAAGUUCAGGAUGGACCCAGUGCUUACUCCCCUUCAAGGUUGUCACCACCAACAUCCCCUGUUUACUUGCACUUCGCCAGUUUAAUGAACAUUUCUCCGUCUCAUGAAUGUGAAUAUUUAAAAACGCUAGACUACUGCCCCAGGCAUCUUAUGUUUUGUACAAUUGACUGCUUCUUGGGGGUGGGAGCAUCCUUCCUAACUGCUAAUAAACUGAACAGAAUUCACAGUCACAAGACAGCAGAGUAGCAGAAAUACCCUAAGUACACCAACAGGCAUUUAUCCUCGGGUGAAAAGUAUGAACACUAAGUGCAGCAUUAUCAUAAGUGGUGAGCUGGAGAGAUCAAGCUCACAAAGAACUCAGAAAGGGGGAGGCACCCCUGGAGAUCAUUCAGAAACUCUGGACCUGCACUCACCUGCCUUGAUUUACCAAAGGGAAUUUGUAUUUUUCUUUAAAUAGGAAACAGGGGAAAUGGUUGGACGUCCUCUUAUCACCCAAUAUUGCAGUGUGUUUACUUCCUUGUGUGACAGGCUGGAUGGAAAUUGAAACUUUGUGGGUUGAUGUCCUGGCCCAGGCAAGUGGGCUAUAGCUCACCAAAAGGGUGGGAAUUUGCUCCUGCAUUCUCUCACACUGCAUUGCAUAUUCCUUUAUUAAGGAACCUGUCUGUAAGUUACUAAGGCCUUGGGACUGACAGUGUUCUAAAACACUCAACUAAUCAAAAGAGAAUAUUUUUAAAAUCAUGUCACACAUACAAAAAGAAUGAAUGAAGUCUGAAUCCCUGAAUCAAGUUGCUUUAAGGAUGAAAUUAUAUGCGUGAAUUAAGAAUAGAUAAUUCCUUGCCAUUUAAUUAAACAAGUUUUCAAUUCUUCUCAUCAGGAUAAAACCGAAGGACAAUGGAUGCCUUUUGGGUUUUUUAAUUUUAAUAUUGCACUUUAUAGUACUUCAUAACAGACAAUUGUCUUAAUUAAAGCCAUAAAAUACCAAUAAUGCAUAUAUUCAGGGCUUCUGAAUAUAGUCAGUUAAUAAGUAGUCCAUGAGUCAUUCCUGUUUUGUAUUGUUUGUUGUAAAAUUGGAGUUUAUCUCUUCUAUUUUUUAUUGCAUUAAAUUAUUGUCCUAGACAAUCCUAAUCUACAUAAAUUUUAGAUGUGUACUUUAACAGAACUCUGAAAAUCAAAGAAAUUAUUUAUUUCACAGAAGCAUUCUUCAUUUUCAAAAUAGCUUGUUACACAGAUCUUUUAAAUAGCAAGUUCUCAUACUAUAUUGAAAAUCUUCCUUUUUUAAAAUUAUAGAUGUACUACUUUUCAGGAACCCAUUCGUUAUGUAAAGUAAGGUCUACCCACAUGGAGAGUGAAAUGGGUAAUUAGCAAAUAUAUACCUGAGAAAUUUAAGGCUUGUUUCAGUUUUUAUAUAAAUAUGGGAUGGGUCUAAGAAGUUCCCUUAUAAAAAUGGCAAAGAGAGACCACAAUUUAUCAAUGUUUUAUGCCUAAACUUUCCAUGCGAGAGCAUAUAAAACUGCAGACUUCAUAAUGCAUUGGGGUUUUUUCCCUUUCUGCUAAAAUACACGAUUUCUGAGCUAGUAUGAUAGAUUUACAAGUAAACAUAGAGGUACCCGCAACUGAAAACUCUGGUGUCUCACUUUAUCACAACUGUUCACUUAAUUUGAGUGAAAGUUAAAAGAAUGACUAAAAUCCAGUUAAUAGCCUAGAAAUAUUUACUGCCACUAGGUAACUAUAUUACUGGUAUAGAAUAAAUAUAUAUAUUAAAUUGGAUGACCCCAUCGGUUUUCUGCAUAAAUGGCCAUUUGCCCUAAAGAAAGAGGCCUGCACCCAGAGCCAGUGAUCUUCUUGUUUGGGCUGUUUUAUGGCCUGAAGAGUUUCUCCACAGGGUGGAGGCUCUCCCUCCAAAAGUGGGAGCCUCUGUUGGCAUGUUGCCCUAUCGAACCCUGUGUACAGGUCUAUACUUCUGCCCUGCAGCUAACCUGGGUGUUUCUAGCUUGAAUUUGAAAAACUCCAGAAGCAACAGCUUCCAACUCCAAGCGAUCUGCAUCCUCAAAGAGCCAUUGAAAAUAAAAGCAAAAGCUGCCUUCCUGGUAUCCUAAAGUUGCUGCUAGCACUAAAAAAAAGAUAAAUUAUACUUUUUUUUCUUUGCACGUUUUUAAAACAGACAUGUCAACAUUGACCCCAACAUAGACAUUUUCCCUAGAACACAUCAACUGUUUUUUGGACAAGUUACAUUAAAAAUAUCAGAAUGCCAUUUUUGUAAAGGAUCUUUUUAGGGAUAGAUGUCAUCUUAUGCUUCCCUAGUUUGUCUCCAUUUUCAUGAAGAUUUGAGCCCCUAUCUUUAUCCCUACAAGAAUCCAGCUGAUGCAAUCCCAAAUUAUUUUUGUCAUUUUAUGUGUGUUUUGUUUAUUAUGAGCAGUUUUCACUGGACAACAAGAUGUAUGGAAAGUUUGCAUCAGUUUAUUCUCUGUGAAUAUGUCUGUACAUAGACUGAAUGCUAUAUUUAUUUGUACAAAGGCUGUUUGGAAUAACGUGUUUCUGUCACAUGGACUUCACUCUGAUAAAGGGAGUUUAUUGUGUUCAUGUUACAAUUUCCACAGCUUUGUGCUUCUACUACUGGUAAUCAACUCAUAGAAUAUCACUUUAUGUAACUAAGUCUCC